Molecule: messenger RNA, 177 nt
Organism: Zasmidium cellare ATCC 36951
Lineage: Eukaryota; Fungi; Ascomycota; Dothideomycetes; Mycosphaerellales; Mycosphaerellaceae
Exons: 1
Biological process (GO): spliceosomal snRNP assembly; mRNA 5'-splice site recognition; mRNA splicing, via spliceosome
Cellular component (GO): nucleus; U1 snRNP
Molecular function (GO): pre-mRNA 5'-splice site binding; zinc ion binding
Source: RefSeq, a predicted model, not a curated record
AUGCCGAAAUUCUUCUGCGACUACUGCGAUGUAUACCUCACCCACGAUUCCAUGAGCGUGCGAAAGGCGCACAACAGCGGCCGGAAUCACCUACGAAAUGUGGUCGAAUACUAUCAACAGAUAGGUCACGAGAAGGCACAAGCGGUUAUCGACGGUAUCACAAGCAGCUAUGCUGCA